UAACCAGUGCUAGCAUCGUAGAAUGAAACAGUUGAUUAUCUUGUGUGCCAUCCUAAUUCUUGCAGUCAAUGCAAACUCGGAUAUCCAUCCAGAUAUUAUAGAGGACGCGCAUUUAGAUGCGCUAGGACUUCUUCGCAAGUACGGUUAUCCAGCAGAAGAGCACAUCGUAGAAACCGAUGAUGGCUACCUUUUGGGAAUUCACCGCUGUCCCGGCAGCCCAAUGUCCCCGCCAGCCUUCGGUAAGCCCGUAGUCUUGCUGCAGCACGGAAUGUUGAGCUCCUCAGCAGAUUACAUCCUGAUGGGUCCGCAGACCAGUUUGGUGUACAUGUUGGCCGAUGCCGGAUAUGACGUUUGGCUAGGAAAUGCCCGAGGAAAUCGGUACUCCAACCGCCAUCGCUCUCGGCACAACGAGACUGCACAGUUCUGGGACUUUUCGUGGCACGAGGUCGGCAGCAUCGACAUACCCAACGUUAUCGAUUACAUUCGAGCAAGAACUGGACAGCAAGCCAUCCAAUACGUUGGUCACUCGCAGGGAACAACUGUGUUCUGGGUGAUGAUGUCCCAGCAUCCGUACUACAACCGACGCAUCAAGUCAGCUCACUUCCUUGCCCCAGCUGCCUACAUGCACCACACCCGUAGUCCUUAUGUGAUCUUCCUGGCCACCUUCCUGCACACCACGGAACUGAUGCUGCAGAUGAUGGGAACCCACUACUUCGCUCCUACUAACGAGAUGGACAUCCAAGGUGGACUGCAGAACUGUCACGAUGGCGCUCCAAACCAACAAAUGUGCACGAUUCACACCUUCCUGAUUGCGGGCUUCAACUCACAAGAAGUGAACUUUACCAUGUUGCCCGUUAUCCACGCUCACUCACCGGCUGGUGCUUCGGCCAUGCAGAUGAUCCAUCACGCUCAGACCGUCCGAUCACGGAUCUUCCGCCAGUAUGACCACGGACCCACGAUCAAUCUGGUGCGCUACGGAUCGACCAUUCCUCCGCGGUACAACUUCGCCAAUGUUCAGUGUCCCACGUUGCUGUACCACAGCACAAACGAUUGGCUAGCUGCGCCGGAAGACGUUCAGCUACUGCGUAACGAACUUCCCAACGUUCACAAGCAGUAUCUGGUUCGGCAGCAUUCCUUCAACCAUAUGGACUUCAUCUGGGCCAUCAACGUUCGGCCGCUGCUGUACGACGAGCUUCUAGCGGAUCUUAACGCUUACAAAAACGCGAACCCAGUUGGAUAAACUCCUUUGAAAAAAGUAUCAAAAAUAUCUCGAAAUCGCAGAAUAAACAAAUUAUGGAAGAAUUGAAAAAAAAACUAUUGGAAUGUUAUCGAGUUGCUUAAAUUUACAACCGACACCAGUGAGUAGCCAGUAGAUUGCCGAUAAGAAAGAUUUAUGGUCACAUUUCUUUCGCAGAAACUGAGGUCGUAAAUAACAAGUGGUAUGUAGAACGUGCGCAACACUGACGUGACGCCAAUUCCCGUGACUAAGCUAUAAGCGGUUUAACCCGAAGAGCUUAGUACGCGUGAGGCGGCAAAUUUUCCAACCUAAGCGGCUGUCAUCGAAAAAUCUUGUUAAGAAUGUGAUUCAAUUUUUUUUUGGUAUCCUGAACACACAUUGGCUUCGACUAACAUUCCAUCGCUUUUACUCAGGACUCAAACCUUCACUGCUAGUCAUCGGUCUUAAAUGUUUUCGGAAACUAUCGGCUCUAACAAUUGUGGAGCAGUUUUAAACUUUUUAGUCUUAAGAAAACUUGGAAAAAAAUAAAUUAUCGAACUAAAACAA
This is a messenger RNA of Uranotaenia lowii, 1783 nucleotides long. Its product is annotated as lipase 3-like. NCBI's taxonomy places the organism in Eukaryota, Metazoa, Arthropoda, Insecta, Diptera, Culicidae. The transcript has 3 exons. The record is from RefSeq and is a predicted model, not a curated record. Bases 23 to 1240 code for a protein of 405 amino acids. Gene Ontology annotation, molecular function: hydrolase activity, acting on ester bonds.